This is a messenger RNA of Triticum dicoccoides, 1225 nucleotides long. RefSeq names its product splicing factor U2af small subunit B-like. The record is from RefSeq and is a predicted model, not a curated record. Gene Ontology annotation, biological process: mRNA splicing, via spliceosome. Gene Ontology annotation, cellular component: U2AF complex. NCBI's taxonomy places the organism in Eukaryota, Viridiplantae, Streptophyta, Magnoliopsida, Poales, Poaceae. Gene Ontology annotation, molecular function: RNA binding; metal ion binding. The transcript has 2 exons. The coding region runs from base 180 to 1025 and encodes 281 amino acids.
UCCACGCAGAGUGGGCGGUAUAUAGGGACGGGACGCCUCAUCGAGCCGCCACAAACGCCGCUCGCUCGUCCCCCCACCCUCCCUCUCUCUCUCUCUCGUCGGUGCGAGCGCAGCUGUCGACGACCCUCCUCCGACUCGUCGCUUCACAGGCUUGUGGUCAGCUUGACUGAUAUCAAACAAUGGCGGAACACUUGGCUUCGAUAUUUGGUACAGAGAAAGACAGGGUCAACUGUCCAUUUUACUUCAAGAUUGGAGCUUGUCGUCAUGGCGAUCGCUGCUCUCGCAUCCAUAACAGGCCAACCAUAUCACCUACUAUUGUGCUCAUGAACAUGUAUCAGCGCCCUGAUAUGAUUACCCCUGGGGUUGAUGCUCAAGGCCAGCCGAUAGAUCCCCGCAAGAUGCAGGAGCAUUUUGAAGAUUUUUAUGAGGAUAUCUUUGAGGAACUGAGCAAGUUUGGUGAGAUUGAGACCCUCAACGUCUGUGACAACCUUUCUGAUCACAUGAUAGGCAAUGUGUAUGUCCAGUUCAGAGAGGAAGAUCAGGCAGCAGCAGCUCAUACCGCCCUUCAGGGACGCUUUUACUCUGGUCGCCUAAUAAUUGUUGACUUCUCUCCUGUGACGGACUUCCGUGAAGCGACCUGCAGGCAGUAUGAGGAGAACACCUGCACUCGUGGUGGGCACUGCAAUUUCAUGCAUGUGAAGCAGAUAGGUAAGGAUCUCAGGAAGAAACUCUUUGGGCGCUAUAGGAGAUCGCAACGAGGAAGGAGCCGCAGCCCAAGCCCACACCAUAGGAGAGAGCGUCAUGACCGUGAUGACUAUCGUGGCCGUGAUGAUUUCCGUCGUGGUGGUGGCGGCGGCGGCGGUGGACGGAGGGGUGGGAGCAGUAGGCAUGAAAGGCAUGACGAUGGGGGAAGGCGUAGGUAUGGAGGCAGCCCUCCGAGGCGGGCAAGAAGCCCUGUGAGGGAGAACAGCGAGGAGCGCAGGGCCAAGAUCGAACAGUGGAAUCGUGAGAGGGAGGCGAAGUAAGGGUCGUCUGGGUGCGUCUUGUGCGGUUCUUCUAUAUAUUGGAUUUCGUUCUGUAGUUGCUACUAUGCUUGAUUUGCUUUUCUGUUCCUGUAAUUUAGGUGACUUCACCCAGAGACUUUGAAAUUGUCACUAGUGUGCUGCCGGAAACUUACAUUUUAGCUACUUCGAACUUAAUCCUACUAGUUGUUUCCCAUUUUUCU